Miscanthus lutarioriparius is the source of this 1599-nucleotide messenger RNA. NCBI's taxonomy places the organism in Eukaryota, Viridiplantae, Streptophyta, Magnoliopsida, Poales, Poaceae. The record is from the annotation of a GenBank genome assembly.
AUGGAACCAGCAGCCAUAGCGGAGGAGGACCAGCCGCAGCCGGCCAUGAGCGCCGCUAACAGCCAUGAGGUGAGGCUGCACAUAGGCAACACCGGGCCGCCUGCCAAGACCAUCACCAUGACGGCGAAGGGCCGCUACCGGCUCCGGCGAGUUCCCCAGUGGGUGCGCGAGGCCCACAAGGAGGCGUACGCGCCCAAGUUCAUGUGCUUCGGGCCGUACCACUACUACUAUCAUGUCGGCCUCCGCCACGAGGAGCUUAAGGGGCGGUACGCCGCUGAACUCCUGAAGGACGCCGCUGCCGCCGAGCCCCAUGACGAGCUCCGGCAAAUCUGCGAGCAGAGGCUCACAGAAAUGAUCUGUGACAUUCGCGAGUUUUAUGCUGAUCUUGGCCCACCAGAGGCCGCGGAAAUGACAACAGAAGCGUGGGUAAAGAUGAUGUUCCUGGACGGGUGCUUCAUCCUCAAGCACCUGUGCAACUAUGUGCGAGGCACCAACGAAGAGGAGCUGCACCAGUCGAGGUGGGCACCAGCGCAGCUGCGCAGCGACCUCACCUUGCUCGAGAACCAGAUCCCCUUCGCUGUGCUGUUCGAGCUGUUCAACCACCUGGCGCCACGGGACCUGCUGCCGCGCAGCGCUGACAAGAAGAAGAAGCCCACGGGGAAGAGGCCCACGGACAUGGCCUCUUCCCCGUGGGACACUAGGCGCAGGCUGCUGGACAUGGCGCUCUGGUACAUGUUCAAAGGGUCCUUGCCCCCGGGGAAGAGGCCCACGGACGAGCUGGGCGUUGACGCCGAGGCGCCGGUCGAGCACCUGUUGCACCUUCUCCACCUAGCACACUGUGCCCAGCUCAAUGCCACGCAGGAGCGCCGACGACGACGACCACCGGAGAGAGACCUGCGGGGCUUUGUCUCCACCGUGCCGAUCCGGCUGAUGAGGCUGCUGCGGUGCCUGUGCAUGUUUGACUAUGAGCCCGGCCCCGGCGGCAAUAAUGACAACGACGGCCACAUGACGGAGAAUGUCCCGUCCGCGGCGGAGCUGAAGGCCAUGGGCAUCUGGAUCACGAGGACGACGACGACGACGACAACGGGGACGACGGGGCCUCACCACGACGGGACGCUGCUCGACGUGCGCUUCAUGGAGGACCGCGUGAGGCUCGAGAUCCCGACGCUGUACGUGGAGCAGACCACGGCGCCGCUGCUGCAGAACCUCAUCGCGUUCGAGCAGCAGGUGGGCGUCGACGGCAGCGACCACUACACCACGUACGCCUUCCUCAUGUAUAACCUCGUCAGCACGCGGGAGGACAUCACCCUGCUGCAGGAUUUGCGCAUACUGCACAACAACUUUGGAAGUGAUAAAAAGGUCAUCAAUUACUUCAAGAACUUGUGUGUGUGGAACCGGCGCAGCGGAUCGACUCCCAUUGACAAGGUGCUGAAAGAUCUGAGGAGAUGUAGAGUGUUGCAUGUGUACCGUGAUUUGGCAGAGGUGAAGAAUUACAUCAACAGCCCAGUCAAAAUACUUCUACUCAUCAUUUCUGCCAUGGUUGCAUUGUCCACAGUCAUGCAGGCUCUUAUGGCCAUCCGACCACCAACCGGGCACUGA